Molecule: messenger RNA, 647 nt
Organism: Eupeodes corollae
Lineage: Eukaryota; Metazoa; Arthropoda; Insecta; Diptera; Syrphidae
Product: pupal cuticle protein Edg-78E-like
Exons: 2
Coding region: 83-478 (131 amino acids)
Cellular component (GO): chitin-based extracellular matrix
Molecular function (GO): structural constituent of chitin-based larval cuticle
Source: RefSeq, a predicted model, not a curated record
CGAAUUUAAAGCAUUAGUUUGACUUGUCACGUCAAAUAGGAGUGUUAGCAUAGAUCUUCCCCAUACAGGAUACAGGCGAAAAAUGUUCAAGUUUGUGGUUCUUAUGGCACUGCUGGGAUUCAGUUUGGCUGCGCCCCAGAAAUAUGAAGACGAACCAUAUGUGACCCGUCAAGCUAGUCAAGUUAAUCCUGAUGGAACAUAUGGGCACGAAUAUGAACUAAGCAACGGUGUAGCGGUUCAGGAGUCUGGAAUUGGUGGACAAUAUGCUACCGGAGGUUUCCAACACAUUUCACCAGAAGGCGAAACGAUUCAACUAGCUUAUACCGCUGAUGAGACUGGUUUCCAUCCACAAGGCACACAUCUGCCAACACCACCACCAAUUCCAGAAGAAAUCCUUCGAGCCAUUGAAUAUAUUCAAGAACAUCCAACACCCGAAGAACAAGCUGAUAGGGAAUAUAGAUUGCAACACAAUCAAUAAUAACCACAUAAAUUUAGAUGUGCUUAGUUAUAAUAUUGUUAAGAAUUUGUUAAGUUUGAAAGUUAUUGCUCGUAGUGUCAUAGUACAUUAAUCUAGUACAGAAAAAUAACUUAAAAUAAUUUACUACAAUCAAAGCAUAGUUUUAAGUAAAAAAGAAAUUAGAAAUAGA